This is a messenger RNA of Suillus subaureus, 1294 nucleotides long. RefSeq lists its product as uncharacterized. The transcript has a single exon. The record is from RefSeq and is a predicted model, not a curated record. Bases 106 to 1149 code for a protein of 347 amino acids. NCBI's taxonomy places the organism in Eukaryota, Fungi, Basidiomycota, Agaricomycetes, Boletales, Suillaceae.
GGGACUGAGUCACUUCGAAUUCAGUAUUCAGUAUUUAGCUUUGCGUUCUCCAUUUGAACUGAGCUCCCAAUUGAUGUUGAUUUCCUUCCAGUACCACCCAACAUCAUGGCCGCAGUUUUACGCUCACCAGCUACACAGUCACCUGUCCUCGCAGCCCAACACCUGCCACCCUCAUCAACCUCGAGAGCAAGUAACUCUUCUUGCUCGCACGCGCAUAGCGCCAGCAUCCCAAUGCGUCGCAUUAGAUUCGCACCCCUCCCUGAGCCCACUGCUCAAGUUGACGAUUUGGAACAAAAUGCCAUCAUGGACACCCACUCACGCACACUCUCUCCACUGUCCUCCAACACCAUCAACGUCCAACACAGUGCACCCUCCAAUCCAAAACCAAAGUCAUCCCUUUCUCGCCAAUUCAACUUGUUCAAACGCUCUUCCACUGACCCAACCCCCCAUCCUCCUCAACCACAUGACUUCAGUGCCCCACUCUCCCGAUCCGCAUCCAUUCCCUCUAAUGACAGUCAAUCAAGAUGUCUCUCCACCGCCCCCUCUCCAUCUAGCUCUCAAACUCGUCCUUCCAAUUCCUUUACCUCAAAUGGCGACCACCAUGCAAUGCCAAAAAAUCACUUCCCCAGUCCUCCCACCCCACCUCCCCUCCAACACGCCCAAAAGUCCCUACAGAUGGUAGGCACAUGCUCAACGGACGAGUCUACCGUUCAAAACGCCAACCACUCACAAACCUCUUUGCAAAUGCGCACGAUGAACCCGAGUUUGUGGAAUGGGGGUACGGCGGCAUGGGCAGUGUCAGCUGCAGCAGCAAUUCAAAGUAUUCCGUCCUCGCCAAAGGCACCCCUGCCCUGCUUUCCCACGGUCACGCCCAGAACGUCGUCGGUGGGGGCCAUGAUGAUGCUGCGAGGCAAAAGAAAGAUGACGUGGGUGCAUCUGAUUCAGCAGGAGGCGAUGGUGAUGACUGGAGUGGCAUGGCAUGGGUUCGCAAACGACGACAAGAGAGAGAACGGCUCGCGAGGGGCAAUACGUGCUAGUGCAGAGCGGUGGAGUAGCAAGAGCAAGUGCAGGGAGGUGAAGCGCAAUAGGCCGAUCACCUCAGAGUAUCCACUGGAGUUACUAACCUAUAUCAUGAGAUUUACUAUUUAACAGGUCAUACUUGGAAAACGGCUCAAAAAGCCCAACUUACCUCGGGAUGAGGUUGUAGUCAUAGCAAAGGUCUGACCUGUGAUGCAUUUGUUGUUUAUGGAUCGUAAUGAAUACGUCUAUAUGUUAUUAGCCGCGGAACCCCGAA